AUGUCAAAGACACGCACACCGAUGCGCAAUAUGAGAUCCCAAUUCGAAGAAAGGCGGUCUCAGCCGUGGACUUCACGAAGAUCAGAGCCACAGGAACGGGAACCGACCGCGCAGAUCAGGUCGCGGGUGGCCUCAGGUGAAAUCGACCUCGAGGACGUACUGCAUCGCCUUGUUUCGGGGUCUUAUCCGACGAUGCCGCACAUGGAUGGUUUGAGCCACAAAUUGACAGAAGCCAUGCUAGCCGUGCCAGAUGAUGUGCAGAGAACGGUUUGGACCCAUCCCCACCCUGACAUGAUUACGGCAUCGCAUGAUGCUAAUAUGUUUCGAAAAAGUCCUGAAGAUACCGACCGUGUAAUGAUCCGAACUGUGGCAGCCUAUGCUGUGGUAUCUGGCCUCGCGAAUAGUCACCGGAAGGGUCUACGGUUUACGCCGCCGACGAGGGGGAGAUCAUACUAUGAAAAGUCUUUUGUGAUGGCUGGACUUGUCCCAAGGACAGGUCGGCCAGGUCGUGUCAAGCUGUCCUGCUUCCGGCACCAGAGAGUGAAGCAGGGACGCGUGAAGGUGUUUGAGUAUGGCCAUCGCUCGUACAAAGGCAUCAAUCCGCGAGUGCCGCCAAUCCAAUCCAUACUGAAGAAUCUGGAUUUGUCUGCCGACAAUCCCCUCAAACUAGCCGAGCGAGAGUUUGUCCAACUGAUGCCUACUUCAAAGAGCAGGGGCUAUGCUGACACGAGUAAUGGCUUCUACCCGAAGAUCAUCUCAAUGGCUAUGUUGGCCCAGCGGAUCAUGGGAAUUAUGACGCAUUGGCGGGAGUACAUGUUGAUGCGCGGCAAGUUGUUGCGGCCAUCCCACAUCUACACGGGGGAGGCAGAGGGAGGAGUACUGCCGGGGAUUCGCACUGAUCGAGCCAGCUAUGUCAAGGUCUCGCUCGCUUCUGCUGUGGCUGCAGACGUUUUAACUUCCGCCGAGCGCGGCCCUUAUAUGAACAUCACAUCUCUGGGGAUCAUGCUCGUUCCAUCUAUUGGACCCCUUCUUGGGGGACUUCUAAGCCAGCAACCCGGCUGA
Molecule: messenger RNA, 1062 nt
Organism: Aspergillus niger
Lineage: Eukaryota; Fungi; Ascomycota; Eurotiomycetes; Eurotiales; Aspergillaceae
Exons: 7
Coding region: 1-1062 (353 amino acids)
Molecular function (GO): acyltransferase activity, acyl groups converted into alkyl on transfer
Source: RefSeq, a predicted model, not a curated record